This is a messenger RNA of Pocillopora verrucosa, 5686 nucleotides long. Lineage: Eukaryota; Metazoa; Cnidaria; Anthozoa; Scleractinia; Pocilloporidae. The record is from RefSeq and is a predicted model, not a curated record.
GAUGUCUGUGAAGGGAAGCGGAGGAAUAAUGGCAAACAACGACUGUUUUCAAGGUUUAUCUGUUACCAGUUAUCUAGAGAAUAUAGCUUAGGUGUUCUUCUUUUGCCUCAAAAGAAAUCAAUGCGAUAUGGAGGGCGAAGAAGAGAAAAACGACGUAGUGUACUCCAGUGGAGAUGAAGGAGGCGCUACAGUUAUGUCGGAAAGAGUGUCCAAUCUCGCUAACAGUAUUUACAGCGAGUUCGAACGAAUGAUUCAAAAAUAUGAUCAAGACGUUGUGUCAGGACUUAUGCCACUUAUGGUGUCUGUGUUAGAACAACUGGAUAGUGCCUAUGGAGACAACAACGAGCAGUUAGUUGAGUUGGAAAUAUUGAGUGAUGAUAACGAGCAGCUCAUUACUCAAUAUGAAAGGGAAAAGCAACUCAGAAAGCUGGCGGAAAACAGAUAUCUGGAGAUAGAGGAUCAGAUUGAAGCUGAAAAGAGAGAAUCUCACAAGCAGAUUGAUACCUUAGAGCAUGACAAUAAAAGUCUGGAAUCUCGAAUCAAAAGUUACCAAGACCACAUUGAACGGCAGGAUGAAAGGAUAUCAGAGAUGAAACGUGAAUAUCAUACUCUUCAUGAAAGACAUUCAGAGUUACUCCAUCAACACAUGGAGCGGCUGCAGAGAGAGGACAGAAAAGGUUCAGGCUCCACAGCAGAUACACCAUCCAGGACUCCUUUUAGACCAAGAACUGUCUCAACAGACUCACCACGCUCUCCCAUUGGAACACCUGUCAACUCUUUAACAGAUUUGCUACCUGGCACCUCUCCAGGAGGACCCAAGAGCAUUGAUGGUGACAUGGUUGUACCUCCAUCGCCUCACAGAGGAGACAGCAAUGAGAUGUCACUUGAAGAGGAACAACUUGCUGGUAAAGGGAAAGGUAGUGAGACUGAGAAAAAAACUGGUGUUGGAGAAGUUUCUCCUGCUGCCCAAAAUGUUCGUGGAUCUCCUGGUAGUGGUUUUGUCGCCAUAAGUGGUGAUAAGCUGGAUAGUAACAGCAUUGGAGACAUUGUGAAAGGCUCACCAUCAAACACAACCAGUUCACUACAGAGUUUAAAUACAGGAACCUGUCACCUUACAGAUGUCGACAACAUGCCAAUCAUGACAGUGACUGAUGUUGAAAGAGUGAUUUCUGGAGAAUCUCAAACUCCUCCAGAUGGAAGCUUUGUUCACCUGAGUAAUGAUGCUGCAGCCAUCAUGGCCUCCACACCUGAAUUGAUACCUAAUGCUGGGUCUUCACCUGUUGAUGUGAUUAGAAGAGAGGGUAGCAGACAAGGUGGAGAGCGCCCCAUAUCUUUGGAUCUGGAGACACUUCCUCAAGGUGUCAGUGCACAUUCUUUGUUUGCUGAGCUGUCUAUUCAAGAACCUGACAUCAUUGGGCAGGUAGACACUGGUGCAGACAUCACUGCAAUGGUUGGAGAACUGGACACAGUGUUAAAAGAGAAUAAAGAAUUGCUGACUGCAAAGACCAAACUUGUUACUCAAAAGAAUGAUCUUCUGAAAAGAGUUGAAGAGUUGUCCAAUGAAAAGGAACUAGCAAGAGAAGAAGUGAUAGCACUUCAAGACACCAAGAGUCGUUUAUCACAGCACAUCUCAGAGAUUGAACAGGAACUGAAAAGGGUGAAAAUGGAUGCAGAAAAAGCUACAGUGGCUUUAAAAGAGGCUAAUGUGUCAGCAGCUCAUCGAAAGAGGUUUACGCGAGUUGAGAUGGCCCGAGUAUUGAUGGAAAGAAACCAGUACAAAGAAAGAUUGAUGGAAUUGCAAGAGGCUGUAAGAUGGACAGAAAUGAUCAGGGCAUCAAAGGAGAGAAACCUUGAACUGCAACAAAAGAAGAAAUCAUCCAUUUGGAAAUUUUUCAGCAAUCUUUUUGGACCCUCACCAAAGAAGCCUGCCCCAACCAUGGUCAGCAUCAGGUACAACUCCCCUCAGGGGGAGGGAGAGUCAUCUCCUUCAUCUCGACGUAGCAGCUCUGUAAACUCAGGAUCUACAGGCUCAAUUGCAGUUGCAAGUGGUGGAGGAUUUGGUAGUGAGAACUUUGAUCGGCAGCGACUUGUGGAGAGAAGGGAACGCUACAGACAAGUGAGGGCAUUUCUCAACUCAGAUGUUGCUGAGGGUCGCAUGCAAGCUUAUGGCUGGAGUCUUCCGGCAAAAUACUCAACAGAAGUUGCAGAAGGAGGAAAAAGCCUGGUGUCUGUCCCUGUACCAGUUUAUUGCAGGCCUCUUAAUCUUAAUGACCCUGGGAUGAAAAUCUGGUGUGCAGCUGGUGUAGAUUUGUCUGGUGGGAAGACACAAGAUGGUGGUUCAGUCAUUGGUGCAACUAGUGUAUUUUACACAGACAGUGUGCGUGACCAAGAUGAAACAGGAAUGGACCCAAAGCUGGAGCCAAAAGUGUCUAUGGUUUGGAUUGGCAGCAGCACACACUCAUGCAGUAAGGUUACUGUUGUUGAUGCUAAUUACCCUCAGAACAUUCUGGAUUGCUUUAUAGUGUGUACAUCACAUCUAUUGUGCAUCACUCCUGUGCCUGGUGCAUCAGAAGGGGAUUAUCAGAGUUCGGAAUGGUCCUCAUAGAUUUACUUUUCCUUCAUUGCAGACCCACUACAGACAAACCCUGACAAAGGUGAUUCCACUGAGGGUUCAGGAUUCAGUGAUCCACUGGGAGUACAAACAGCCCAAGGAUCGGAUGGACCAACAGUAACAGACAUCACAGCUGGUGAAAGUACAUCACCUGGAGCCACACCAGUUGAAGGAGUUGAGAAAAUGAGCAGUGUAUUACCAACCAUGUGGCUCGGAGCACAAUCUGGCUGUGUGUAUGUACAUUCUGCCAUUUCUGACUGGAAGAAAUGCAUCCAUUCCAUUAGACUCAAGGACUCAGUCCUCAGUAUAGUAUAUGUGAAAACCCGUGUCUUAGUUGCUCUUGCUGAUGGCACAGUGGCCAUCUUUCAUAGGGCUUCAGAUGGUCAGUGGAACUUUAACAAUUAUCACUUGCUUGAUCUUGGCCGACCACAUCACUCCAUUCGGUGUAUGACUGUAGUUCAUGACAAAGUCUGGUGUGGUUAUCGCAAUAAAAUCCAAGUUAUUCAUCCCCGCAGCAUGAAAGUAGAGAAAACAUUUGAUGCUCAUCCCCGACGUGAAAGUCAGGUUCGUCAGCUGGCCUGGAUAGGAGAUGGUGUGUGGGUGUCCAUUCGUUUGGAUAGUACACUGAGAUUGUACAAUGCACAUACUUAUCACCAUCUACAGGAUAUUGAUAUUGAGCCAUAUGUCAGCAAGAUGUUAGGAACCGGAAAAUUAGGUUUCUCGUUUGUACGUAUUACGUCGCUCAUGUUAACCAAUGACCGUCUCUGGGUGGGAACGGGAAAUGGUGUUAUUUUGUCGGUCCCAUUGGUGGCCGCACGUCCCGCAAGGGAUGACGGAGAAGCACAAACAAGUUCCCCGGGGACGGGGGGAACCGGAGGUCCAGGAGGAGCGGUUAGAGUGUACAGCAACGAAGGAAAAGAUGGAGACACACCAAGAGGCUCAAGCUUUAUGCCUUACUGUUCUAUGGUUAACGCUCAGUUGUCCUUUCACGGUCACCGCGACUCAGUGAAGUUCUUUGUAGCCGUCCCAGGCUCUAUGAAGAGAGUCUCUCAACCAGCGCCAGCCAACAGAUCAACAAGUCCCAGUGGUCAACCUGCUAAGUCUAGCCCAGAGAAGACUGUGACCGAGUGCAUGCUUUUAGUGUUAUCAGGGGGAGAGGGGUACGUCGAUUUCCGUUUGGGAGACAACGAAGAGACUGCUUUGGAAGAGCAAGGUGGUGAUUUGAUAUCUGUCACAACUCGUGGUCAAUCAACCAAUGAGAGGAGCCAUAUUAUGGUUUGGCAGGUGUCGGUCACAUGAUGACUAUAGAUAUGGAAAGUGUAAGGUCCUGUUUUGGGGUGCAAAUAAGGUCAAAAGUGCAGCAGUGUUACAGUUUGUAUCACUGGGUAACUAACGCGAGGGGCCUCAGUAUAGUUUUGUGCAGACGUCUUCCAUCUCAUGGCGCUACAGAGGGCCAGCCAUGCCGUUACAGGUUACGUUUUACGAAAUAAUUGGAAAGUGACCGUGUCCUUGUAAGUCUAUGGGAUUAAAAUUGCUUCACAUAACAGGACCCACCUUUCCAAAGCAACAAAUAAGGGGUUAAAAAUAGUUUUUUUCAAAACUCAUUUUAUUUGUAGAUAAACAGUAACACUCACAUUUCACGACAGCAGUGUAAUGGCACGUAACCCUUUCUCUCCCAAGUUCUCAUUAGUAAUUCUCCUCAGCGUCUGCCAUGCAAUUCUCAAGCCUUUAGUUCGGUGAAUUUGAUAUUGGAUCAACAAAUAAUCUUUGAAUUGUUUUUUUCCCUCGACACUUGUCUGCUUGAUAUUGUAAGUAGAUAUUUUGUCCUGGUCACUUGUGAGAGUGAAAGCGUUUACUAAUUUCAUGGCACUUGUAUUAAAUAUACACGAAAGUUAAACGUAAUUCAGUUUUAGUACCUUUUGUAACUGAUUAAGUUCGUUGGUCUGGUUCGGUUUUUUUAAGUAUUUGUAAAUAAGUUUCCAAUAAUUUCCAGAGUUACGAAAUGUAUUUUUGGUGGUACGUUACUAAAUUAAGCAUUAAUGUUUACUAUUUUCCAAGGGUUAUUACCAAUAAUUAUUACUAUGUAACGAAUUUCAAAUCAAAAUAUAUAUCAGGUUUUACAAUUGUAAUAAAUUAGUGGAAAGAAAACCGACCUGAAAAUUAGAACGCGAAAGGUUUAAUUAAAACUCUUAUAAGCAUUGUUGACAUUUUAUUUUGGCGGCAAAGGGUAACAGUGAGUUUUAUUGCUGAAGAUUAAUGCGAAAGAACCUUGAAUAGUUCCUAUGGGUUUUCAUUUUUGUAAUCAUCGUCCAGCACCUAAAAUUUAAGAAUUUCUGAGGAUAUAGCCCCAGACUUAGCUGUUUUCCUUUUUAAUUAGAAAAAAAAAUCUGUUCUACACACGCGACAACCGCAUUAAUCUUACCAAAACGCAAUCCUGUGUCACGUGGCACGUUCAUCCAAUAGAAAAAGCUUAUUUCAAUCGCGGUGUAAAAAUUCCUGUUUUUGAAAAUGACUUUUUCUUGUUCUUGGCCAUACAAGGAAUGGUAGGACUUAGUGCCAAAUUUUGUUACAGAAAGAGCAAACGUUUAGUCUUUCUAAUAUUUUCAUUUAGAAUUGGCGCUGUUAAGGAAGACCUUGGAGCAUGAAAGGUGUCUGUAGCUAUAUUAGUUUACUCCCAAAAUUGUUAGGUUAUCAUAAGGUAUUUCGGUUUGGCUGAGGUAUGAUUAUCGAUCACUAGAAUUAGUACGUAAACAAAAUGUUGGUAAACUUGUAUUCAAAAUAAUUUUCUCUAUUACUUGUGACAUUCGUUAUGUUUUCUGUAGUGUAUUGUCUUAAUGUUAUUAUCUUUCUGCCUUGACAGAAGAAGGUUACUGUCGCCCCUGACACAAAGAGAUGUUUUUGGUCAAGUCCAAUCAAAUAUUACUCUCAGAUUUAAUUUAUUAUCAAUAGCUCGUAGCCUUGUUUGGCGUCCAAAAGAUAUGAUAGCUAACUUUAAUGAAGGUUAAGUAGAUUUUGAUUCUAUGUAUUUAUUUAUUGUCUGCGGUUUUGUCUAUCUGUUAUUUUGAACUGAUAAAA